Messenger RNA from Blepharisma stoltei, 309 nucleotides. Lineage: Eukaryota; Ciliophora; Heterotrichea; Heterotrichida; Blepharismidae. The record is from the annotation of a GenBank genome assembly.
AUGCUGGGCUUUCCUUUUCCAACUCCGAAUGAUAAUCUCCCUCUAGGUAAAAACCCUGAUCUGGAUGUGAGAUUAAUGUUGGCAAAUCCGAAAUUGCACUCCAUUAGACAAGGUAAAUACUGGGUGGAUAAAUUUAAACAAAAAACUCAGUUCCAAUUUAAAGAGGGGUUAAUUUUUAGAAAAAAAUUAAAAAUUGAGACAAUACUUUGAAUUCUAAUGCGUUUUUAUGAGAGAGAAUAUUAUCUUAUUUUAAGCCAUUAUUCCAGGGUUUAUCUAGAUUUAAUAAUUCUUUUACCUCUUGAUUUUUAA